This is a messenger RNA of Doryrhamphus excisus (bluestripe pipefish), 971 nucleotides long. It is a transcript of the gene apobec2a, whose product is annotated as apolipoprotein B mRNA editing enzyme, catalytic polypeptide-like 2a. Gene Ontology annotation, molecular function: cytidine deaminase activity; RNA binding. NCBI's taxonomy places the organism in Eukaryota, Metazoa, Chordata, Actinopteri, Syngnathiformes, Syngnathidae. Gene Ontology annotation, cellular component: cytoplasm; nucleus. Gene Ontology annotation, biological process: cytidine to uridine editing. The record is from RefSeq and is a predicted model, not a curated record.
AGUGUCGCUUGCUCUCUCCUCGCUCUGCAUUUAACAACCAAGCGACCUUCCUUCCUGUACCGAAUCCACCCGAAACACAAAUUCUGACACCAUGGCCGACAGAAGUCACACUCAGAGAAGAAAGGACAGACAAGAGAAAGAAGCUAAAGAAAAGACCAAAGAUGGAACGAAAGUGAAGAAUGAAGGAGAACACGCUCAGGACAAUGGAGAGGUGCCAUCGUCUGCCAAUAAUGCAACCGCCGAUGCCCAAGAUGAAGAUCUCCAGCUUGAGCCGAUGGAACUUCCUCCAUUUGAGAUAGCCGCAGGGGAUCGGAUCGAUCCUUUUGCAUUCAAGUUCCAGUUCAAGAAUGUGGAAUACUCGUCGGGCCGCAAUAAGACGUACUUGUGUUACCUAGUGGAUAAAGGGAACACCGAUGACGGACUGCUGAGAGGCUGUCUGGAGGAUGAGCACACCGGACCUCAUGCCGAGGAGGCCUUCUUCACACAGUGCCUGUCGGACUACAGCCCUUCGCUGAAAUACACAAUCACCUGGUAUGUGUCAUCUAGUCCCUGUUCCGCUUGUGCUGCAAAGAUAUCCGACGAGUUGAACGCCAAGAAAAACAUCAAAAUGAGUAUCUUUGCUGCUCGGCUGUUUGAGUGGGAAGAAGCAGAAAUCCAGGCCGGGCUGAAGGCUUUGCAGAAAGCCGGAUGUAAGCUGAGGAUGAUGAAGCCUCUGGACUUCUCCUACACCUGGGAUACAUUUGUGGAGAAUGAGGACCAACCUCUUAACCUGUGGGAAGACUGCAAGGACAACUAUGAGUAUUAUCACGAGAAGCUGGCUGAUAUUCUUCAGUGACAGAAGCGGUAGUACGGUAUAUGAAAGACCCUUUUGUGUACUAAUGUGAAUCGUGACGACAUGUACUACAUAUCAUUUUAUACAAAUCACACACAAAAAUAGCAAAACACAAUAAACUUAUUUUUUUUCCCAACCA